Messenger RNA from Penicillium digitatum Pd1, 957 nucleotides. RefSeq names its product amidohydrolase family protein. Gene Ontology annotation, biological process: secondary metabolic process. Lineage: Eukaryota; Fungi; Ascomycota; Eurotiomycetes; Eurotiales; Aspergillaceae. Gene Ontology annotation, cellular component: cytosol; cytoplasm. Gene Ontology annotation, molecular function: hydrolase activity; carboxy-lyase activity. The record is from RefSeq and is a predicted model, not a curated record.
AUGCUCAGCAAAAUCGCCCUCAAAGAAGCCUUCGCGCUGCCCCGAUUGCACGAGAAGACGAAAUGGUGGGCGGGCAUGUUCGCAACCGACACAGACAAGCACACCGCAGAGAUCAACGACGUCGGACCAAUUCGACUCGACUUCGCCAAGCGCCAUGGGGACGCGCAGGCGCUUGCCGUUGAGAUCAACGACUACAUCGCGGAGAAAGUGAAAGCACACCCGGAUCAGUUUGCCGCAUUUGCCACGCUCUCCAUGCACGACCCGCAAGAAGCAGCAGCCGAGCUCCGUCGUUUCGUAACACAGCACGGGUUCCCGGGGGCACUUGUGAAUGGCACGCAGCGCGCCGGUAUCGAUGGCGACGACCUGAUUUUCUACGACAACGAGAAAUGGGACGAGUUCGGGGCUACUUGCACGGAGCUGGACGUGCCGCUGUGCCUACACCCGCGCAACCCGACAGGCACGAUCUACGACAAGCUGUGGGCUGAUCGGAAAUGGCUUGUUGGACCUCCGCUGUCGUUCGCGCAUGGAGUCAGUCUGCAUGUUCUCGGGAUGGUGACGAACGGGGUGUUUGACCGGAACCCGAAGCUGCAGGUUAUACUGGGACAUUUGGGAGAGCACAGACCGUUUGAUAUGUGGCGGAUUAAUCACUGGUUUGAGGAUUGGAAGAAGAUGCUCGGACUUGGGGAGACGUGUGAGCGGACGAUUCGGGAGUACUUUGCGGAGAAUUUGUGGAUUACGACGUCGAGACAUUUCUCGACUACUACGUUGCACUUUUGUAUGGCGGAGGUUGGGGCUGAUCGGAUUUUGUUCUCUAUUGAUUAUCCGUUUGAGACGUUUGAGGAUGCCUGUGAGUGGUUUGAUUCGGCCGAGAUGUCAGAUCCGGAUCGGUUGAAGAUUGGAAGAGAGAAUGCGAAGAAGCUGUUUAAGCUUGGAGUUUACAAGGAUAGCACGGCUUGA